Molecule: messenger RNA, 192 nt
Organism: Penicillium longicatenatum
Lineage: Eukaryota; Fungi; Ascomycota; Eurotiomycetes; Eurotiales; Aspergillaceae
Exons: 2
Coding region: 1-192 (63 amino acids)
Source: RefSeq, a predicted model, not a curated record
AUGCCACACAAAGUCACCAACGACUCCAAUUCCACUUUAGCCAGCACUGGCAGUGGUGACCAAGUUAUUGCUACAGAAGUCCGAGUAACCGCCAAUCCUGUCCGCAAACCUCCAGUCGUCGUGCACAACAAAGGUGGUCAAAUCUAUGACGAAACACGUCCUUCGGAUUGGGAUAAACAACGCUGGAAAUAG